AUGGCCUCCACCACCAAAGGCAACGCCAUCCCCUCGGCUUCCAAGCUUUCAGACCUCUUCAGCCUCAAGGGUAAGGUCGUCGUCAUCACCGGCGCUUCCGGUCCUCGAGGCAUGGGUAUCGAAGCCGCCCGUGGCUGCGCCGAGAUGGGCGCCUCAGUAGCCAUCACGUACGCCUCGCGGGCCGAGGGCGCUCAAAAGAACGUUGCCGAGCUGGAGAAGGAGUACGGAAUCAAGGCCAAGGCCUACAAGCUGAACGUAGCCGACUACGCGGAAUGCGAGAAGCUGGUCAAGGACGUUAUUGCGGAUUUCGGCCAGAUUGAUGCUUUUAUUGCCAACGCCGGCGCCACAGCCAAGUCGGGUGUCCUCGACGGCUCCAAGGAGGAAUGGGACCGCGUCAUCGAAACGGACCUCAACGGUACCGCUUACUGCGCCAAGGCGGUCGGCCCGCACUUCAAGGAGCGCGGCCGCGGCUCCUUCGUCAUCACGAGUUCCAUUUCCGGCCACAUCGCCAACUACCCCCAGGAGCAGACAUCGUACAAUGUCGCCAAGGCCGGCUGCAUCCACAUGGCCCGGUCGCUGGCCAACGAAUGGCGCGACUUUGCCCGUGUCAACAGCAUCUCGCCCGGUUACAUCGACACCGGCCUCUCGGACUUUGUUGACCAGAAGACGCAGGACUUGUGGAAGAGCAUGAUUCCGCUGGGCAGGAACGGCGAUGCAAAGGAGUUGAAGGGUGCCUAUGUUUACUUGGUCAGCGAUGCCAGCAGCUAUACCACCGGCGCGGAUAUUUUGAUUGACGGUGGAUACACUGUCCGCUAA
Neurospora hispaniola is the source of this 816-nucleotide messenger RNA. Its product is annotated as L-xylulose reductase. Bases 1 to 816 code for a protein of 271 amino acids. The record is from RefSeq and is a predicted model, not a curated record. Gene Ontology annotation, molecular function: oxidoreductase activity, acting on NAD(P)H, oxygen as acceptor. Gene Ontology annotation, cellular component: intracellular anatomical structure. The transcript is spliced from 2 exons. Lineage: Eukaryota; Fungi; Ascomycota; Sordariomycetes; Sordariales; Sordariaceae.